Medicago truncatula (barrel medic) is the source of this 2624-nucleotide messenger RNA. Its product is annotated as oxysterol-binding protein-related protein 1C. Gene Ontology annotation, molecular function: sterol binding. NCBI's taxonomy places the organism in Eukaryota, Viridiplantae, Streptophyta, Magnoliopsida, Fabales, Fabaceae. The transcript has 10 exons. Gene Ontology annotation, cellular component: cytosol; membrane. The record is from RefSeq and is a predicted model, not a curated record. The coding region runs from base 1 to 2277 and encodes 758 amino acids.
AUGCAAUCCUUUCGCAAAGCUCAAAAUGACGAUGAACCCGGUUCAUCAUCAAAGAACCCCCACAAGGCCUCCACUCCCUUCCGUUCCCUCUCUACCUGCAACCGUCAUGGUCGAACCUCCUCAUCAAAUAGGGUGGUUCAACGAUCUGCCUCUGCUAGAUUGGCACGUCAAAGCACCUCACGUGAACUCAUGCUUAAUGAUAUUGUUGGUAAUGGAAUAUCUGGUAUCUUGUAUAAGUGGGUUAACUACGGUCGUGGAUGGCGACCGAGGUGGUUCGUCCUCCAUGACGGUGUUCUCUCUUAUUAUAAAAUUCAUGGUUCCAAUAAGCUCAUUCUUAAUCGUGACGUUGAACAAAGAUCCAAAGUUAUUGGCGAUGAGUCCAUCCGUCGUAUCGCUAGCAACCGACAUUGUCCUUCCCGCCACCGGAAACCCGUCAGUGAAAUCCAUCUCAUGGUUUGUUCUGUACGCGAGAACAAGUCAGAUGAAAGGAGAUUUUGUAUAUGCACGGGGACAAAGAAGAGGUUCCAUUUAAGGGCAGAAAGCAAAGAAGACAGAACAAUGUGGAUGGAGGCAAUGAUGGCAGCGAAGAACAUGUAUCCUCGAUUACCAACCACUGCAGAGAUCACAUCUCCUUCAGUUUCGGUUGUGAUUUCCACAGACAAGUUGAGGCAACGACUUUUGCAAGAGGGUGUAAAUGAGAUUGCUAUUCGUGAAUGUGAAGACAUUAUGAGAGCUGAGUUAUUCCAGUUGCACACUUAUAUUGUUGCCCUAAAGCAGAAACAAUUGUUACUCACUGACACACUCCGUAAUUUAGAGACAGAAAAGGUUGACUUGGAGAACACGCUUGUUGAAGACCAAAGACAAUUCAAGGAUGAAGGGGAGUCUUAUCUAUCAACACAUGAAGAAGAUAGUGAUGGGAGUGGAAGUGAAUAUUCUGAUGAGCAAGAUAGAAAUGAUGAUAACUCCGAAGAUGAGAAUGAUGCAUUCUUCGAUACAUAUGAAAUUCUAACAACAAGUUCUAUUAGAAGUAAUGAAUCUGAGGAGACAUCCAGUAAUCCAACUAUUGGAUCUAACUAUCCUCAUAUCGAUCGGCGAAAGAAGUUGCCUGAUCCAGUUGGGAAAGAAACUGGAAUUAGUUUAUGGUCAAUAAUAAAAGACAAUAUUGGAAAAGAUCUUACAAAAGUUUGUCUUCCAGUUUACUUCAAUGAACCAAUCUCUUCAUUACAGAAAUGUUUUGAAGAUUUGGAAUACUCCCACCUUCUAGAUCAGGCGUAUGAAUGCGGGAAAAAGGGUGACCGUCUAAUGAGGAUAUUAUAUGUGGCUGCAUUUGCAGUUUCAGGGUAUGCAAACACUAGUGGUAGAACUUGCAAACCAUUUAAUCCAUUAUUGGGUGAAACAUAUGAGGCAGAUUAUCCAGAUAAAGGUGUACGCUUUAUCUCUGAGAAGGUGAGUCAUCACCCUAUGGUUGUAGCAUGUCAUUGUGAGGGUCAAGGCUGGAAAUUUUGGGGGGAUAGUAAUUUAAAAAACAAAUUUUGGGGUCGCUCAAUUCAACUUGAUCCUAUUGGUAUUUUGACCGUGGAGUUUGAUGAUGGAGAAGUUUUCUAUUGGAGUAAGGUAACAACAUCCAUUUACAACCUCAUUUUAGGAAAAUUGUACUGUGACCAUUAUGGUACAAUGCGGAUGGAGGGUAACAGUGAGUAUUCAUGCAAAAUAAAAUUCAAGGAGCAAUCAAUCAUUGAUAGAAAUCCUCACCAGGUUCACGGCACAGUGGAAGAUAAGAAAGGAAAAACAAUGGCCACUCUAUUUGGAAAGUGGGAUGAGAGCUUGCAUUACAUAAUUGGAGCUGGAAAAGGAAAAGGGUCCAAUGCCUCAUCAAAAGGACAUAUGUUGUGGAAGCAAAACGAAAUACCAGAGCAAAAAACAAGAUAUAACCUAACAGAAUUUGCUAUUACACUAAAUGAAAUCACACCUGGUCUUAAGGAGAAGUUGCCACCAACAGAUUCAAGGCUAAGGCCUGAUCAAAGAUGUUUGGAGAAUGGAGAAUAUGAAAUGGCAAAUUCUGAGAAAUUGCGGUUGGAACAAAGACAACGACAGGCACGAAAGAUGCAAGAGAAAGGUUGGAAACCAAGGUGGUUUGCCAAAGAAGAAGGGAGUAAUAGUUAUCGUUAUGUUGGUGGAUAUUGGGAGACUAGAGAAAAGGGAAAAUGGGAAUCUAGUCCUGAUAUUUUUGGUCAAUUUUCUGCUGAUCCUGAUCAAGAAUCUAACUUAACUCCAUGAAUUCUCAGUGAUUGAUUAGAUAUUCAUAGACAUUCUUGUCAUCAUUAAUACUUAUUUGAGCAUUAAAGAAAAUAUUUUGAUUAAAGGUUUGAUGUGUAUAGAUGCAUGUAGAGAAUGCAAUGUUUGUUCUCAAUAAAGUAAGUAUUUUUUUUUUUUUUUUUUCCUAUGAGAUGCUCAACUAAUAGGGGAGUUUCUGAUGCAGUUGAAUUUGUAUGAACAUAUAUGUUGACACAUUGUAACAAAAGUACAGAAGGGUUUCUAUUUAUUGAAAACACAACAUUUUCCUGUUUUAUUUUUUGGCGUUGUUGUUGAAAAAUUUUGGUUAUUGGGUUAUGAGAUUUUAUAGG